Molecule: messenger RNA, 2083 nt
Organism: Sphaeramia orbicularis (orbiculate cardinalfish)
Lineage: Eukaryota; Metazoa; Chordata; Actinopteri; Kurtiformes; Apogonidae
Exons: 6
Coding region: 271-612 (113 amino acids)
Source: RefSeq, a predicted model, not a curated record
GAGCUGGUGGGGCUCUCCUCAGCAAGAUGGCUGCAUUGCUGCGCGCAAUAGUGGCAUCCUGGUGAAAUGACGCAAGCCACAGUUUACGUUCAAGUCCUCGAGGCUCAGUCAGAGCUGCUCUCCAGUCUCCAUAGCGCAGAUCCCGCCCGACACACACACACUCACACACACACACAGCCGGAAGACCGACCGGCCAUCCUCCCGUGGACCGAGCCGAACCGGUGCAACAGAGUGAGAGUGCGAUGAGGAGAGGUUUCAGAGUGUGAGGCCAUGGGCUGCACCUCGGCCAAGCAGGUGUCGGCCGUGCCCAACGACGAGGAGGGACGCGGCAAGGCCUACAGCAAUGGAGACCUCUUCACCGAUGAAUACAAGAUGAAGGGAGUGGAGGAGGUGAAGUACAUGAGAGGGGAAGAAAACCGGGUGAAUGCACGCAACCAGGAGAACCUGGAGAAGAGUAAUGUACAGUACAGGGGCAAACAGCAGAAGGAGGUCGCCACAGCAAACAAGUCCAAUAUUCACACGUCAGAGAGCCAGCAGGAAUUUUUCAGGAUGCUGGAUGAGAAGAUUGAGAAGGGGAAAGACUACUGUUCGGAGGAGGAAGAUGGGACAUAGCACAGAGGCCCCCAUAAUUCACCCCUACAGAGAGCCUCAGAGUGUAUGUGUGUGCCUGUGUGUGAACAUGUGUGUGCUUAUGUGUGACUGAGAGAAAGAGCCAAAUCAUUGUUUUAUCAAUGGGGUGUUUAUGUGACGGGGACACUUGUAUGUGUUAGUAUGGGGCGUGUGUAUGCGUGUGUGUGUGUGUUUUUGGACAUAUGGCAAAGAUAGUAUUUUAAAACGCAAGUGAAAGAGUGGGAAUAAAUGAAAGAAUGACACACUGAAAGGACACUUUCUUCAGAGUCUACAGCCCUCCUCUCUUUACCGCAUCACCCACCCCCUCACCGCCACCCCAAUACUUCAGGCCCCUGAGCGGACAGAUGGACGUGGCAGAGCGAUGAUGGGACAGACAGAUGAAAGGAGAGAGGGAGAGGUGGACGAGGAUGUGAUGAUGGAUGAGCAGACAUUGUGAUGAUCGCAGAGGAGCACUCGCAACGGUCAGGUCAGACGGUGUGAUUUCCUCAAGCGAGACAACAGAGGCUACCUUUUUGUCCAUCUGUCCCUCCGUAUCUCAUCCGUCUGUCCCACUGAAUUCUAAUAACUGACCCCUGCAACUUGGAACUUCCAAAUAUGGAGGACAGACGUCUCGGUGGGCGUGUGAAGAGACGCACAAGGGGAGAAAAAUGGAAGAUGGCGAAGGCAGAGGAGUUGCAUAACACGACCAGGAUCCAUGCUGGACUUUAGCGACCUGCCCGGGCCGCGACGGACUACGAGAGCGGACAGAGGGGGUGGGUGGGUGAGUGAGUGAGGAGAAGGAAAGGCGGAGAAUAAGAGGGGAAAAAUGUGGGAUAUUUUAAUAAGACAGAGUGUAGGGAGUGAGCUGGUGAUUUAGAAACUCUAAACUCCUCCUGCCUUCUGAAGUCAAGGACCUUUUUAUUUUUUAUUUUUUAUUCUGUUCCUCAGCCACUCAUUCAGUUAUCGUCCAUUUCUAUGAUGUUCUCUUUUCAGUUUGUUUUACUCUUGGCUUCCUUCGUAGUGUAUCUUCAUCAUCAGUGUCAUCAUCAUCACAUUGAACCGCAUCUGUGUCUCAGCCCAAUCUAUCCUCCUUCAUAUAUACCACAGCAGUACAUGGAGUCUUUUAAUCUACAUUUGGUGAAAACAAUCUUGACCUGCAUGUACAUAGAAACCAUUCAUGGGCACUCGUCGACAUAAUCAUAUUUUGAUUUCACCAGCAGACUGUCAUGAGCAUCAAUCUGAGGUGUUCUGUUGAAGCUUUGUGUUUUGUUUCAGUGGUCACACACUUGCAUACGUAACACACUCGGGCACUGAAGCAGCAAACAGGGCUGAACUCUAGAGGAGGAUUUGUGGUUGCCGUGGAGACACAGAUCUGAUCACUUUUUUUGUUUGUUUUCAUCGUUAUUGGAUACUUCCUGUUGUAUUAUUUUGAAUACUUUUUUUCUAUUAAAAAUAAAAACGCAGAAGCUCUUAA